Molecule: messenger RNA, 408 nt
Organism: Menidia menidia (Atlantic silverside)
Lineage: Eukaryota; Metazoa; Chordata; Actinopteri; Atheriniformes; Atherinopsidae
Source: the annotation of a GenBank genome assembly
AAAACAAAAAGCCAGUUGCUCCCGAAGAGGCGGCAGUUUGACGGCCAAAAUCGGCCAUAUCGAGGCUGAUGUCAGCGUUAACCCUGAUAAGAAACUUUAAAGACAUCUUUGGUUAGACUGGAGGACAGAAAGUUAGCUUUGCCCAUGAAGCAGAAAAUGGAAACGUCCUGGGCUCCCGGUCCACCAUCCCUGCUCAGUUUAUCUGGAUUUGGGCCUUUAGCCCCACCUGCUGACUGCUUUCCCUCCAAAUUAAACCAGCGGAGGGGAACAGUUCAGAGGCUGGAUCUGACACUGGUCCGAGAGCUGCGGCGCGCCCUGGGCCUGGCCGCCGCCGCCUCCUUCAAGCACGUCAGCCCCGCCGGUAAGACGCCGCCGCCGGAGAGCGCCGCGGCUGAGAUCGGCCUUUAA